Messenger RNA from Adineta ricciae, 2643 nucleotides. The record is from the annotation of a GenBank genome assembly. Lineage: Eukaryota; Metazoa; Rotifera; Eurotatoria; Adinetida; Adinetidae.
AUGCCCAAAACUGAUCUCGGUGAUGUUUGUGGACGCUAUGUAUCUUCGCGUCUGUCAAAACAAACACAUUCUCCAUUGUCAAAUGAUCAGCAAUCAAUAAAGCACUUCUCAACUAACCCAUCUAUUGCUACUGAACACAUUCAACAAGCGAAUAUUUUAGAAGAAAAACUGUUUUUUAAAUCAUACGCGAAAACCUCAUUAGAGAAUUUAAGUCAACAUUAUACAUUAAUUCCAAGUGAAACUGAUCAGACGAACAUUAUGCCGGCUAAUAAUGAUGUUCUAUUAACUGCAUUUAAUAAUAAUACAACGAAUGGAACGAAUGGAACAAAUUCUUCACACCAAUACCGUUCAACAUAUGUUUCAUGUAGUAAUGGAAACACGAAUGGAAACCAUUCGUUAUCCCCACCUUCUCAAUCAUCCUCGUCCUCCUCAUCUUCAUCGACAUUAUCGUCUUCGUCAUCAUCAUCGUCGUCAAAUAGUAGUUCACCGUUGAUGAUGCAUUGGGAAUUAUUAAAAGAUCGUGGUUCGGGCUUAGUAAAUCUUGGUAAUACAUGUUUUAUCAAUGCUUCAUUACAAUGUUUAGCAAAUACUCCUCCGCUUGUUCAAUGGCUUUUAUGUAAUUCUCAUAAUCAGUGUUGUCGAGUCAAAUUAGAAAAACAAUUUUGUCUAUUUUGUGAAGCUGAGCGUAUAGUUAAGUCGAUUCAUUCAAAGAAUUCCAAUUCAUCGUUUUCAUCAUCCGUUGGUGCUGCUACGAAUCCGAAUAAUAUCGCUCGUCGCAUAAGAGAAAUCUCCACAACGUUCAAAGUUGGCCGACAAGAAGACGCAAGUGAAUUUCUGAUUUGUCUGAUCGAUAAAAUUGUCGACGGAUGUCUCCGAUCAUCUCAACCGCCUGAACGUCUACGUCCAUCAUCAGGCACAUCUUACGAACAAUUAUGCCAUUCCCAAACGAUAUUCCAUGACCUAUUCGGUCUCGUUCUCCGUUCACGAGUCGUGUGCACGCGCUGCCGUCAUACAUCUGAUACAUUUGAAGUUCAAUAUACAUGGAUCGUUGGUGUACGUAAUCAUGCCGAUUUGCGACAGUCAUUACAGCAAUUUGUUUGUCGUGAAACACUAUCUGGUGAAAAUCUUUAUCGCUGUAUCAAAUGUAAACAAUUAGUACCGGCUAUUAAACGAUAUACGUUACAUAAAGCGUCGAAGAUUUUACUGAUUAAUCUCAAACGGUUUGAAUUCGGUAAAAAUUCGCAUAAAUUGUCACAUCUUGUACGUUAUCCCGAAUAUUUAAAUGUCACUCCAUACAUGAGUGAAGAAACCUCGACGGAUGAGUUGUUGAACUAUCGUUUAUACGCUGUAUUAGUUCAUGUGGGUGCAUCCAUGCACUCAGGACAUUAUUUUGCCUACGUACGUUCACCGAAUAACCGGUGGUACAAAGCCGAUGACACAACAAUGACACAGUGCGAUCUGAAUCAAGUUUUGUCGCAGCAUGGUGCAUAUAUUUUGUGUUAUAUUAAAGAAACCCCAGCAACAGAUUCAACUGCCAACGGCUCACCAUCGACAACAGCUAAUGCAACAUCUUCAACGCCAGCAGCAACCACAAAUAAACUGGUGUAUCAGAAUGGUAAAUUAAACAACAGUGAACAACAGUCAACUAUACCGAAUGGCAUAUUUUUCACAUCACGUCAAAUACCGAUCCAGAAUCAUGUCAAACAAACCAAUGGACAAAAUGGUAAUUUGAAAACCAUUGCGCCAUCGUUGACGAAGCCUGCAAUUGUCACAUCGAAUUCUGAAUCAACUAAUGGCAACAAUGCCUUGUCGACAGAAAAACGAGCACCAAUUGUCAUGCGCAUUCCAAAAUUGAAUUAUGUCUCUAACUACAAGUCGGUAACACUGCAAGAUAAACCAAUACUAAAUACAAAUAUCACAACAUUAUCCUCUUCCAAACUUGUUAAUAAAUCCAAUUCAACCCCGAUUAUUUUAUCAACGACAAAGAAUAGUAACUACACGAUAUCACCAGCAAGUUCAUUAUCAGCUGUACAAUCGACGUCAUCGCCGUUGAAACUGAUUAUCAAAACAUCUGGACCAUCAUCAACACUCAAUGGUCUUGCAUCUAUAUUGAAUUCAUAUAAUCAUGACGAUGACGAUGAUGACGACGAUGAGAAUAACGAUGAUGAUGAGAACAAUGAUGAUUCGUUGGAGCUUCGGCAGCCAGUCACGAAAAAAGCACGAAUUACAGAACCACAAAUAUCGCCCACGAUACCAAUUCUUGUGCCUCCGUCAUCUGAUCUUGUCAACAGUUCGAUUUCGGAUACGAGUUCGAUGCCUGCCCAAAGAAAAUCGUUGGAUGAUGAGCAAUCAAAUACUUCUUCGUCAUCGCCUACCAAACACAAGAAAAAGAAGAAGAAGAAAAAGUCACAUAAACAUCAUCAUCAUCAUCAUAGAAAUCAUCAUUAUCACCAUCGCAAACGAUCUCGAAGAGACAGUAGUCGUAGUCGAUCACGUUCACGUUCGCGUUCUUACUCUCCUCUAUCUUCAUCAUCGCUGACUGAUGAUCAGUAUCGGCGACAUCAUAAAAGUAAGAGACAACGUCGUCAUAAACGAUACAGUUCGUCAUCAUCAGCGUCGCUAUCAUCGCGCGAACCUUUGUGA